Salvelinus namaycush (lake trout) is the source of this 5252-nucleotide messenger RNA. RefSeq names its product protein phosphatase Slingshot homolog 3-like. The transcript is spliced from 17 exons. Gene Ontology annotation, biological process: negative regulation of actin filament polymerization; actin cytoskeleton organization; protein dephosphorylation. The record is from RefSeq and is a predicted model, not a curated record. The coding region runs from base 287 to 2332 and encodes 681 amino acids. NCBI's taxonomy places the organism in Eukaryota, Metazoa, Chordata, Actinopteri, Salmoniformes, Salmonidae. Gene Ontology annotation, cellular component: cytoplasm. Gene Ontology annotation, molecular function: protein tyrosine/serine/threonine phosphatase activity; actin binding.
AUGUUUUCUUCCUGGUUCCAUUAAAUAGUAAACUCUCCUUGACUUUGGAUAUCAGAGUGGAGCAACUUUUGCCAAAGCGAAUUAUUAAAAAUAGCUGUCUAUCGAAGCUGACUGCGUGUGAAGGAGAAGCGUCCAAAUACAAAAUAAAUUUGUGAUUACAUCCUCGCCACCACGCCCACCCUCCCACAUAUUUGAGGAACCCCCCUGUCCGCGUCUCGCAAGGCGCUUGUGACCCGCGUCUCGCAAGGCGCUUGUGAAGAACCUGCGGACCGAGCCGUGCAUUGCUAUGGCUCUGCUGACCCUGCACCGGCCCCCGUCCAUCUCCACGGCUCCGGAUGAAAGCAUUCCAAGAAGAGGCAGACUUCAGAAAAGGGAGAGCUUUGCUCUGGUCAAGGGGGCCGUCCUUCUCUUGGAGGGAGAGAGGGAGGAGCCUCAUGAAGAGACAUCACCCAAUCACUCUUCUUCACCCCUGAAGCUGGGGGGCGGAGCUUCAGACACACAGCACAGACAUCUGCAUGCCAUGGUGUCAUUACUAAGACCAGAGGACACUAUCAAACUGGCAGUGAGGUUGGAGUCAGUGAGUCCAGUCAGAGUGAGGUAUCUGAUCGUGGUCUCCACCCUCGGUAACAAACAGGAGAGCAUUCUCCUGGGCAUGGACUUCCCCGACACAGACAGUGAUCAGUGUACUAUCGGUAUGGUUGUGCCCAUAUGGAGUGCCACACAAGUGUACCUGGACGGAGAUGGUGGGUUCAGUGUCACGUCAGCAGAAGAGACAAGAAUCUUCAAGCCUGUUUCCAUACAGACCAUGUGGUCAGUGUUGCAGGCGCUGCAUGGCUGCUGUGAGCGGGCGGUGAAGGGUGCAGUGAUUCCAGGCUGUGGGCUGGACUGGGCCCAACACUACUAUGGGCAUGUGGAGUCUAAUCGCCUCUGUCUAAACGAGUGGGGAGCCAUGACAGGCCUGGAGUCAAUUAGGAGGGACAGCGCCGGACAGAGCUCGACGGAGAGGGUGUCUGUGGAGAGGCAGAUCAAAGAGGAACUCCGAGACAUCAUGAGAACAGAGGACCUGGAGAACAUCACCUCCAAACAGGUCCGCAGUGCCCUGGAGACCAGGAUAGGCAUGGAUAUGAAGAACUACAAGGAAUACAUCGACAAUGAAAUGAUGGUCACCAUGGCGCAGAUGGACAAGCCCUCCAAAAUAUUUGACUAUUUGUACCUGGGGUCUGAGUGGAAUGCUGCCAACUUUGAGGAGCUACAGAAAAACAAUGUGGGCUACAUCCUGAACAUUACGCGGGAGAUCGAUAACUUCUUCCCAGAGUCCUUCAGCUACAUGAACAUCAGGGUGUACGACGUGGAGGCUACAGACCUGCUGUCACACUGGAAAGACACAUACACCUUCAUCAACACAGCCAGGCAGAGUGGCAAGGCGGUGCUGGUGCACUGUAAGAUGGGCGUGUCUCGCUCUGGGUCCACGGUGGUGGCGUACGCCAUGAAGGAGCAGCGCUGGCCCCUGGAGGUGGCUCUGUCCUACGUCAGGGACCGCAGGCCCAUUGUCCAGCCCAACGUCGGCUUCAUGAAGCAACUCCACACCUACAGCGGCAUCCUUAACGCCAGUCAGCAGCGCCACAGCGCUCUCUGGAGGCGGAUGUCGCGAGAGAAGAGAAAGAGGUCUGCUGCUUCACGCAGCAAUGAUGAGGAGGACGAAGAGGAGGAGGAGGGGAGUGACGAAGAGGAGGAGGAGGAUGAAGAAGAGAUGGGGAGUCCGGAUGAAGUUGAUGAGGCAGAUAAAGAGGUAUUUGAAGAGCCUGCCCCCAAGGUUGAGACUGACGCAGACGCUUCACCCACGGAACCGGCCGCCCCACCCACAGACCCGGCCGCCCCACCCACGGACCCGGCCGCCCCACCCACGGACCCGGCCGCCCCACCCACGGAACCGGCCGCCCCACCCACGGAACCGGCCGCCCCACCCACGGAACCGGCCGCCCCACCCACGGAACCGUCUGCAGCCAAUCCCCUCAUCACUGUACACGACAGUGACAAGGCGUCCUCUCAGAGCCCCAGUCGCAGUGGCAGGAUGAACCUCUUCUCUCUCAUGCAGUCCAUCAACGAACUGGACAAUGAGGACCUAAGGAAUGAACAGAUUGCCAACAGUCACCGGCGGUCUCCAGGGCAGCGGAGGCAGAGUCAUGGACGGAAGGGCCUCAUGCAUCAGAGGGCCCAUGUGGAUGUUUCACCUGAGCCAAGCAGCCUAUCAGAUCCCAUAAAAUGUGAAGGGGCGGGGCCAAGUAAACCUGGGUCCAGGGAAGGAGAUACCAAGAUGAUGGAAGGGCGGUAGAGGGGGAGAGAGAAGGGGAGAAUGGAUGGAGAAAGAGAAGCCUAGAGUAGACACUAAUAGGAAGAGAUUAAAUGUUCUGCCUUCUUUCAAGCUAUAAACAUGAAUCACCCAAAGGUAUUUAUAUACAUCAUACUACUUAAGCCUUGUUCACACUGCAGGCCUUAAAGCUAAAAUCAGUGUUUUUCAAUUCUGUUUUGGAAUACUGACUGUCCAAACAGCAAGUUACAAGUGACCAAAUCAGAUUUGUGUUUGUUCAGACAGCAGGCAUUUGCUUACAUGGCUACACUAGUUAUCAUAGUAAUGAUGGGUGUGUGCGCGCGGUGGUGUAGGCUGAUUGGUGGUGUAGCAAUAAGUCAUUUUUGACUAGCCAAAGCAGUCAACUAGCACAUUCACUAAUUUGUUUGUAAACAAUUAACAAGCUCGUUAGCUACCAUGUUCUUGUCAAACUGUCAACAGAGUGGCUAGCAAGCAACAAGAUAUGCCAAAUGAGUCUAAAAACCAUUAGCGGGCAAAUAAAUCCGAUUUGACUGUUCAGACAAGUUGCAUGGCCAGGAAUCUGAUUAGUACCUGAUUUCAACCCACCUACGAAGGUGAAAUAUGUUUCUGUUCAUACUGCAGGAAAAAGAACAGAUUUGAAUCGUAUAUGCAUUUUUUUUUUUGUUACUUCAAACUGCCAAUGUGAACAAGGCUUUAGACUCCCAACUAUCAUAGCGUUAUACACGGAGUAUACAAAACAUUCAUUGGGGAAUGGACUCUACAAGCUGUCAAGCGUUCCCACAGGGAUGCUGGCAAAUGUUGACUUCAAUCCUCGCCACAGCUGUGUCAAGUUGGCUGGAUGUCCUCAAACACAGGAAACUGUUGAGUGUGAAAAAUCCAGCAGCGUUGCAGUUCUUGACACUCAAACCGGGGUACCUGGCACCUUACACCGUUCAAAUGCACUUAAAUAUUUUGUUUAGCUGAUUUCACCCACUGAAUGGCACACAAACACAAUCCUCGUCUCAAAAAUCCUUCUUUAACCUGUCUCCUCCCCAUCAUCUACACUGAUUUGAAAUGGUGACAUCAAUAAGGGAUCAUAACUUUCUCCUGGAUUCACCUGUCACGGAAAGAGGUGUUCCUAAUGUUUUGUGUACACUGUAUAAUUUGAUUAUUUAAGCGUUAUUCCUUUUGCACAAUAUUUCCUUUUUGGUUCUUUUAAUAUAUCACAAACUGUUCCCCAACACAUUUACACUCCAUUGGUAGUGAUGGCUCACUUUGUUUUAUGUCACUGCAGUAUUACGACACCAAUAAUUAUGUGUACGACCAAAGCUUAGUAUUUCUGGUUAGACUUACCUACUGUCACUGAAGUACAUUAUCAUACCGCAUGUGUAGUGUGCCCUCCUUCUCUCAUGACCUAUGACCUCUAUGGUUUCAUAUCUAUGCAAUAAUUAAUUUGUAUUCUCUGAAUUUGAGGCUGCCAGUUCAGGUUGUGUAUUUUAAGUGCCCUUAUUUUAUGGAUUUUCUUUUUUUUUUAAACGCACAUACAAGCUAGAUCUUUUUACUUUAUGAAAAUGGCAUGCUAAUUCAUGCUGGCUCAAUGAUCCAAAACUUGAAUUUUCUCACUGAGGUUUCAAAAUAGUAAUAAUGAGUGACUGUUUUAAGCUGUGUUAUUAUUCUGGACCAAUUCAUGACCAAUCCAAGGGCACCAGACUGUGACAAUGUGUUCCUCUGUGCCAAUUAACUUUCUGUCCUUGAGUUUUAGGGCCCAAUUCAAUCAGAUCUGCUUCAGCAGACAGCCGCGUAGCUAAUGUUUUGACGGUGUUGGAGGUGGAACUGAGUUAGAGCUGUCAAAUUCACAACUGGCUCCCAGCAUGCAGUCGCAUUAAGAAAAAACCCAUGCAGACUUGUUUACAAGUUCGAACACUGGAAUGUGAGAUGUAAUCUACACCUUGAUUACGCUGAUAGAAAUCCUCAUUAUUUUGUUUAAUGAUUUUUCAAUUUGAGCGUAAUUAUUUCUAUAUAGCCUUCACUUUCUCAUUCUGAACUUCUAACGUGAGUGCGGCGGAUGUGGCUUUGUUACAAUGAUCGAGCAGCUGCUCACUGACUUGAGUUCCACUCACCUGCGACACCACCAAAACAUCCGCUAAGCGGUUGCCUGCUAUCUCCGGUUAACGCUUGAACUGAUUGAAUGUAGGCCUUAAUCUAAAGACAACAGAUUUGAGGAUCAUUAGAAAACUCGUACCCUCUUUUUAAAUCUUGGGUGUUAAAUCCCUUUAAAUUAUUGGAGAUGUUUUAAUUUUUUUAAAUAUUUUGCUGUCGUUCCACAAAUAGCCUUGCUGUAAGAGUGCCUUGGACGUGGGACCCAAAUAACCAAGUUAUUACCCGAAUACACAGACCCUGAUUUAAAGUAUUUAUAAUAUCUACGGUAUAUUGCUAUUUCUCUGAGCUGGUGGCUGUUUUUCAUAUUGAUUAAAAGGUUUGUCUUGUUCCUUGCUUGAAUGGGAUUGUGUUAUUAUGUAGCUACUUGCAUUGAAUGCGUUCCUCUGUGUAUGUCCUCUGACUUUGCUGAUUAUGACCAGCGUGCAUGUUAGCGGUCAGGUUACAGUAGGGUUUUUGUCUAUUUUGGACUUUUGAGAGGUUUGAGGUAGUUUUGGCAUUAUGGUAAGUUUCGGAACUUUCCUCAGUUAAACUGAAUGGUUCUUCAUGCUGAUUUCUUUAUCGAUCCAAUGGUUUUUAAAGUCUUCAGCUGGCUGUGUUUUUAUAUUCAUCAUUGAAACCUUCAUCCCAUUGACACUGCCUGAGCCAACCUCUGCUGUUAUGCAAUCAAAUUGAUCAAUGACCUGUAUCUGUUAUUGUUCUGGAUAAGUGUUAUCUCCCCCACUGUUUUCAGCACAUUUGUUUACAGCUAUACUGUAUGAGUGAAUAAAUGUUUCAGAGUAACCAA